Molecule: messenger RNA, 1035 nt
Organism: Thermochaetoides thermophila DSM 1495
Lineage: Eukaryota; Fungi; Ascomycota; Sordariomycetes; Sordariales; Chaetomiaceae
Exons: 4
Coding region: 1-1035 (344 amino acids)
Source: RefSeq, a predicted model, not a curated record
AUGCUGCCCUCUGAGAUGGACCCUGAUCCAACAGGGUGCCAGAACGGCCUGCAUCAAUAUCAAGCGGCUCUCUCCCGAAAGAUCCCAUUCGCUCUUUGCGCGACCCCAGGGGCCCUUACCGAUCUGAAGCUUGACGACCGUGCUGUUUUAAACGGCCAGCUGGGCCUGGCCAAAGCGUCAAAAGUCAGCAGCAACACUGAGCUCACCCCUGAGGAGGUUGAGCAGAUGCUUCGGCACCUGCGGGUCCUCCAUGCUGCUCUGGCCGCCUACUCGGAGGAGAAGACGGAGACGGGUCUGCUCAGCUCGCUGUUUCACCUCCUGGGCGGUACGCUCCCGCCGUUCGCGGAGCUGAUCGAGAGUGUGCGCAGGAUAUUGAUCAGCGACAAUGGCAAGCUUAUUCAGGCCCUUGCUGUUGCUGGUCUCCUGGGUAGCAUUCAUCGCUCAGAUCUACGGUCACAGUCGGCCCUACUGGAAUCUCCCGGGCCUACUGAAGCUCGCACGAAUUUGCCAGUAACAACUGAUCCCACGGCUACAUCCCCUGACUCGACUGCCACGGAUGGAGACAUCACUGUCACGGUCACAGAGGCUAUCCCUGAUACCGCAGGCCCAGUGACUGCUCUGGACACCACAACAACCACUUCGACCACAACAGUCACUGGCUCGGAUGCUACGUCAGCUGGUAUGGGAAAAUCGACCACUUCAGAGGCUGCCCCAAUUAGGGAUGAUUCAGCGUCGAUGGCUGCGGAGACCACCUCUGCCCCUGAGUUCCUAGAUGUUUCAUUCACGGAUCCGGUGAGUUCAUCUGAUUCGGCAUCGGAGACCGCCUCUCUCACAGAUGAGACCCCGGCACCGACGACUUCGGAUUCGUUGACAAUUACUGCUCCCACUUCUACUGUCAAUGAGAUGUCCAGCUCUGAGCCUACUUCCGAUAGUCUGUGUCAUCUCGGCCACCGCGUUGGCUGCGACUUCGCCAUCAGAGGCCGCAUCUGCGACAGCCACAGAGAUCUUGAUUACCAGCAAGCUUAUCUCCAGUGA